AUGGCUGGGGAAUGGGGACUUCAGCGGUUGGAACGCGCUCAUGUCCUUUCUUUUUGGACGUUGAGGGUUUGGAUUCAGGUGCAGACUGGCCACCAAGGAGAUCCACAUAUUUUUUGGGUUUGCUUAAAUUAUAGAGGUAGUAAGGCGAGGAAUUACAGGCUUAUGCCUCGGCAUGGGCAAUUGGUGGGCAGUGGAGCAGUGGUAUGGUGCUGGAACUAUCAAAUAUGCAGUGGGGCACACGUCGGUCGGAUGGGAGCCCCAGUUGAAUUGUACCGUUUCUCUCAGCACUUGGGCGCUGGAUGGGGUGCGCGUAGUAUCCAGAUGAAAUGCGAAUACGGGCUCGCUAAGACGGACUGGAUAAAGGGUGGCGCGCAACACGGGGUAGAGGGUGGCGAGGAAUUUAACGAGAUUUCGCUCAAGCACAGGGUUUCGGGCGUGUGGUGCACAAGUGGCGAAUGUGAAUACGAGUCCACUAACACGGAUUGGAUGGCACAAUUGGUGGGUGCAGAAGGUCGAGGGUGGCAGAAGGGCAAGGUUGAGAAAGCCAAACCUGAGUACGAGACCACGAAUAAGGAUUGGACGAAUCGACAGUACACAAUCCAGGGCAGGGACAAUGUCCACCGAGUGGGGUUGUUAGUGCCGUUUGAUGUUAAAAGACGAUGCGCAAAACGUUUGCUGCGGUGCCAGGAAUGCCUAACCACAGGCAGAUUAGAACGGGAGGUUGGCGUUGCAGGGGGUGGGCAAGAAGACCAAGAUGACCUCAAAUAUCUUCACGGUAACCGUGAUUCACUAGCGAUGCGCGAAGCACCUCUAGUCGUCUGCGGUUAA
Cantharellus anzutake is the source of this 828-nucleotide messenger RNA. RefSeq lists its product as uncharacterized. The record is from RefSeq and is a predicted model, not a curated record. The transcript has 6 exons. NCBI's taxonomy places the organism in Eukaryota, Fungi, Basidiomycota, Agaricomycetes, Cantharellales, Hydnaceae. Bases 1 to 828 code for a protein of 275 amino acids.